This is a messenger RNA of Tripterygium wilfordii, 1727 nucleotides long. RefSeq names its product non-specific phospholipase C2. The record is from RefSeq and is a predicted model, not a curated record. NCBI's taxonomy places the organism in Eukaryota, Viridiplantae, Streptophyta, Magnoliopsida, Celastrales, Celastraceae. Gene Ontology annotation, biological process: phospholipid catabolic process. The coding region runs from base 178 to 1701 and encodes 507 amino acids. Gene Ontology annotation, molecular function: hydrolase activity, acting on ester bonds. The transcript has 4 exons.
AAUUCAGAUUAUACUGUUCCAUACAAUGCCCUAUCUGAGAGACUCAAGACUUCUAGAAUUUAACACCCAAACUCCGCCUUGAAAAGAGCCCACAGAAGAGCACACCCUCACGGGGGCUCUGUUUCCCACUUGGAAAUUAUCAAUCUGUCUUCACUCUUCACCAUCCAAUUACACUAAAUGUCACUCAUCUUCCUCCCUCUCCUCCUUAUCUUCACCAGUAGUUGUUAUGCAGGUCCAAUCACUACAGUUGUUGUUCUGGUGAUGGAAAAUCGUUCAUUCGAUCACAUGCUUGGAUGGAUGAAGAAACUCAAUCCAGAAAUCAAUGGUGUUGAUGGGUCUGAGUGGAACCAAUUAUCCACCACCAAUGGAACCUCACCCAAGAUUUAUUUCAACAACACAUCUGAGUAUGUGGAUCCAGAUCCUGGUCACUCCUUUCAGGCCAUCAGAGAACAGAUUUUUGGUUCCAAUGACUCCUCCAAGCAGCCUCUUAUGAACGGAUUCGCUCAACAGGCCUACUCCAUGGAUUCCUCAAUGAAUAUGUCCAGAGAUGUCAUGAAUGGAUUCAACCCUGAUAAGGUCCCUGUCUACAAAGCUCUUGCUACAGAAUUUGCUGUCUUUGAUAGAUGGUUUGCGUCGGUUCCGGCAUCUACGCAGCCAAACAGGCUUUACGUCCACUCAGGUACCUCCCACGGAGCGACAAGCAACGUCGCCACCGACCUCAUAAAAGGCUUUCCUCAAAGAACAAUCUUCGACAGCGUCUACGACGCCGGAUUGUCCUUCGGAAUCUACUUCCAGAACAUUCCGGCCACGCUAUUUUACUCCAAUUUGAGAAAACUCAAGUACAUAUCCAAGUUCCAUCCCUACAAUUCAUUCAAGAAGGAUGCGCAGGACGGGAAGCUCCCGGCGUACACGGUCGUCGAGCAGCGGUACCUGGACAUGAAGACGGCGCCGGCGAACGACGAUCAUCCGUCGCACGAUGUGUAUCAAGGGCAGUUGUUGGUGAAGGAGGUGUACGAGACGGUUAGAGCUAGUCCGCAGUGGAACCAGACUCUGUUGAUCAUCACUUAUGAUGAGCACGGUGGGUUCUAUGAUCAUGUGGCUACGCCGGCGAGUGGGGUCCCUAGCCCGGAUGGAAUUGUGGGGCCCGAACCGUUUUUAUUUCGGUUUGAUCGAUUGGGGGUUCGGGUUCCCACGAUCGCGGUCUCGCCUUGGAUUGAGAAGGGCACCGUUGUUCAUGGACCCAAAGGGCCAUAUCCAACAUCAGAGUACGAGCACUCCUCCAUUGCUGCAACCGUCAAGAAGAUCUUCAACCUACCUUCCUUUCUUACCAAGAGGGAUGAAUGGGCUGGCACAUUCGAAACCAUUGUUCAAUCUCGAACCCAACCCAGAACUGACUGCCCAGAGAAACUGCCAGAGCCGGUAAAGAUCCGGGACGGAGAGUCAAAUGAAGACGCCAAGCUAAGCCAAUUCCAGCAAGAGCUUAUGCAGCUUGCAGCAGUACUCAAGGGAGAUCAUAUGCUGACAGGUUACCCUGAAAAAAUAGGCAAGGAUAUGACUGUGAAGCAAGGGAAAGAAUACAUGGAUGAAGCAGUUACAAGAUUCUUUGAGUCAGGACUUUAUGCUAAGAAGAUGGGAGUUAAUCAAGAGCAGAUCGUCCAAAUGAGACCCUCUCUUACUACAAGAACCUCAAAACACCCAUGAACAAACCCUUUGUCUUCUCAUGCAAU